Messenger RNA from Halichondria panicea, 1962 nucleotides. RefSeq lists its product as uncharacterized. The transcript has a single exon. The coding region runs from base 132 to 1847 and encodes 571 amino acids. The record is from RefSeq and is a predicted model, not a curated record. NCBI's taxonomy places the organism in Eukaryota, Metazoa, Porifera, Demospongiae, Suberitida, Halichondriidae.
GUGUGUCCAACCUUCUCUGGGAUAGUGUAGUUGUUGCCCUCUUCUCGUUUUAGGUCCAUAGUAUCUGUGGUUCUACUGUAUAGAGUGACUUAGCUAUAGCUACAGUAUAGAUAUACUAUUAUGCUGGCUCAAUGAAUAGAUAUAACAUGAGUAAUUUUAUAAUCUUAGCUAUUGCAAUACUAAGUGUGUUAGAUUGUAGUGCAGCUCAGAAUUAUAAUUGCCUACAGUCCAUAGCACAAAAUCCUCCUGGAAAAUGCCCUACUUGGUAUUGGUACCAGAACAGUACUCAGUGUGUUUGUGGAGGUAGUCAGUACACUAAUGCCUAUAUCACUCAGUGUAAAGUUCCACCACAACUUCUCAGAAGAGACUACUGCGCAACCUUUGAAAACAAUAUGACGUCUUUAGGACGCUGCCCUUACAACACACGAUACAAUACAGUACCACACGAACUCAUAACGCAGGACACAUUGCAACUAACUGAGCAAAUAUGUAGCCCUCUGAAUCGCACCGGGCUCUUGUGUAGUGAUUGUUUACCAGGACUAGGACCAGCUGUGUUUUCGUACUAUCGAGAAUGCAAAGAAUGCGUGGGUUCUCCAUAUGGAUGGUUCCUCUUCUUUGUGAGGCUAAUGUUGCCACUUACUGUGUUAUGCAUUAUUGUCAUUGUAUUUAGGAUCAAUAUAGCAUCUCCUGCUUUGAAUGGAUUUGUGCUUUGCGUCCAACUGAUCACAAAUGUGUUUAACAAUUACCCGUUUGCUGUUCAUGGAUUGGAGGAAUCAUACUCGAUAACACAAUUCGUUGCUGAUGUAUAUGGAUUAUUCAGCUUAGAUUUUUUCACAUAUGCUGUUCCCUCAUUUUGCAUCAGUGAAGAAAUGAACAUGUUAACAGUGUUGUCAUUGCAAUAUAUCGAGGCUCUUUACCCAAUGGUAUUGAUAUUGCUUGUGUACAUCUGUAUAACGCUACAUGACAAAGGGUGUAGAAUAAUUGUGAUUGUGUGGAGGCCAUUGCACAAAUGUUUAGUAAGAUUCAGGAAGAGUUGGCAAAUCAAAGGGUCUGUGAUUAAUGCAUUCACGACUUUUAUGCUGUUGUCAUACUGUAAGUUUUGUUCUAUCUCACUGUACCUGAUCCAACCUGUUACAAUUUGGAAUGUGUGUGGAUAUACUACAAACAACAUCUACUAUGAUGCCAAGACAGAAGCAUUCUCUAAGAACCACAUUCCGUACAUAGUUUUAUCAUCUUUAUUUACCCUGUUCUUUGUACUAUUGCCUGCUCUUUUCAUCUUAUUUUACCAGAACAGAACUUUUCAAAAAUUUCUUGUUUUAUGUCGAUUAAAAUGCCUCUUGAUAGACGAAAUGGCUAAUAUUACUCAAGGAUGCUUUAAGAAUGGAACUGAACCAGGAACAAGGGACUAUCGAUGGUUUGCUGGCUUAUAUCUAAUCCUCCGAAUCAUUCUGGUGUUUUGCAUCAACCAACAGUUCAGUGAACUAAUUUACGCCAUGGGACCGACCAUUCCAGCUGUAUUAGUGCUAGCAUUACGCCCAUAUCGAGUUGACUGGUGCAAUAUUCUCGACUCAAUUUUUUGGUUGAUAUUUUCAAUCGGAACAUCUUGGCACCUGUAUUGGACAGCAUAUAAUGCUGGAUGGAUAGACCUACCAAACGUUUUGAAAUUGAUACCUCUUUUAUACAUUGUAUGCUACGUAGCCUAUUCGACUUUCAAACUGUGUCGAUCGUGGUACAAAACGAAAAAGUCUCGAAAAAAUGCAGUAAACAACGACGAAGAGACAAUCCCCCAUCGCCUUCUGUAUCCAAAUGAGUAUGAACCACUUAUUGCAACAGUUUCUCAAGAUUAAAGACUUUAACAUCACUAGCUGAGUAGUUCUAAGUUUUUUUCUAGUGCUUGUCUUUUGUAAUUACUGAAAAUCCCAUGUCCAUUGAAUAGACCCAUUUUGCUUUGUCACUCCAAAA